Cadophora gregata is the source of this 342-nucleotide messenger RNA. RefSeq lists its product as uncharacterized. Bases 1 to 342 code for a protein of 113 amino acids. The transcript is spliced from 3 exons. The record is from RefSeq and is a predicted model, not a curated record. NCBI's taxonomy places the organism in Eukaryota, Fungi, Ascomycota, Leotiomycetes, Helotiales, Ploettnerulaceae.
AUGUCUUUGAUAUGUGUGCGACGUCGUGUCGCUGCUCAAGCAUAUCGCUAUGCAAGCCAGAAAGCGGCGAUUACAAGCAUUAUUUAUAAACGAAGUCUUCAUGAAUAUCUGGUAAUGGUGAACGACACCAAAGCAAUCAAGAAUCUUGGGCCUCAAGUCAAGGCCACAUUUGCGGGCGAAGUGUUGGAAGAAUCUUCAAGUCCAAAGAGCAUUUUCGCAUGCCGAGCUGCCAGCGUGAAGGCUGUUGAGGAAGCAUUGAAAGAAAGUGGUGACCAUGACAUGGCCACUGUAAAGAUAUUUCCACUGGAGACGGUUCAUACGAGUGCUCUAGAAGGAUCGUGA